CACAAAUAUAACGGUAACAACCAACUCUUAUGUCUUUAGUUUGAAUUAUGUGAUUAAAAAAAAAAAUCACUAACUUAAGAUUGCCUUCAUGAACUGCUUAAACAAACAUGCUUAUUUACUGCAAACUCUGCAAGUUUUCAAUUUGAUCUUGGCAUUAAAAAUGCUUAACAAAAAGGGUCGUCGUAAUUAAAUGUGAAUUCCGUUGCACUCGUAAGUUUUACCAUGGCGCUUUUUCAAAUGUUAUUUUGUUUAAGAAUGACAUUUAAAAAAAAGAAAAAUGUAACACAAAACAAUUUAGCAGCGUGUUUAUUUAAAUCAACAAGCAGAAUUGGACUGAUUUCUAUUUUCAGCUUCCAGUAGCACAAACAUCGUUGAUUGUUAAUGUGUUAAAUUAAGCCGUAUAAAAUGUUUUUUUUUAUAUUUAAAUUUUUGUUACACCUUUCUUAUUAAUUUGAAUGGUUAAAACAAUCGCAUUAGCUGAGCGAACCCUUGCACAACCAUGCAACAUCUUCUCCGGACAUGCAGUCAGUAACUGGGAGUAAAUUAGUUGUUUUCCCCGUCAGAUAGUAAAUCUUACCUUUUCUUAAACCAACAAAAUAAUUUAUACUUACCUCAAAGGUGGGAUUAAAGAGGCGCUUCAGGUUUAAUUUGAAUUCUUCUUGUUUUUUUUUUUUAUUAUUAUUUUUAUUUAAUCUCUAAUUGUGGAGACAUAAUAAUCGAAAUAAAAUGAAGUCUUUUCAAGAAAUAGACAAAAAAAACGUAAUUUAAAGGGAUGUUAAAUUCCCUUUAUUAGAUGGUUUAAAUUUUAUUGUUUUGAACUCUUGUGACAGCCAUAAGGCUGCAUAAAUUGAAUUGAUAACGAUCGUGCUGUUUAAAAUCUAUAAAAUUAAUUUUUGGAGGCAUACUCUGCAUCGAUUUGAGCUUUCCGGGAACUCCCUUCAGAUUCUUAACACUUCAUAUUUGGAAAAAGAACUCAGGUGGACACAGUUGAAAAAAAAGAGAGAGAGACAAACCAAUCAGAUCGCUCCCUCUCACUUUGGCCAAUGACAGACGCCACAUUGUUGUCAAAUUUGUCUAAUGAAAACGUAGGCGCAACAAUAGAGAGAGGGGAGAGAGGGAUCUGUAUCCACUGACGAUCUCUGGAGGAAGUUAGUGUCUCAGGCUGCGGCUUCUGGACACUUUUUAACUUCUGAUCGAAGAGGACUGAUCUCUUCUCCUCUCGGCUCGGAACUAAACUCGUCUGUUUCUCUGCAUUUUUUUUGUUUUGUUUUUCUGGAUAGCUUCUACCAGAGAUAUUUUUUUUUUUUGAAAUUCUGUCAGCAGAAGUCGCUGUUUUUACUUGUUGCGCAGAGAUGUUGCAGCAGAUGUGAUAAGCUCAGGGUCAGUUUAACUAAAACAGAUCGUUCCUCCAGCGUUGCUCUCUCACUUAGUUUCUAUUGCAUAAUUGACGGCAUUGAAGACGGCAUGGAUCUGAGACCGGAGCUUCCCACAGUGUCCUCCGCCUCCCAGGUUCACCCGGGAGCGGCAGCGGCAGCGGCGGCCGCGGCAGCCUCCAUCCCGGUGUCCAUGGCCGGCAACCUGCUGCGUGGCCCUCCGCUGCUGCUGCGCGCCGCGGACAAGUACCCGCGGACGCCCAAGUGCGCCCGCUGCAGGAACCACGGCGUGGUCUCCGCUCUGAAGGGCCACAAGCGCUACUGCCGCUGGAAAGACUGCAUGUGCGCAAAGUGCACGCUGAUUGCCGAGCGGCAGCGGGUGAUGGCUGCGCAGGUGGCGCUGCGGCGGCAGCAGGCGCAGGAGGAGAAUGAAGCGCGGGAGCUGCAGCUGCUUUACGGCACCGCCGAGGGCCUGGCCCUGGCCGCGGCUAACGGCAUCAUCCCGCCGCGUCCCAACUAUGAGGUGUUCGGCUCUGUCAACAGCGAGAGCAAUUCAGAGUCCAGUAUCCAGAAGUAUGAACUGUUUCCAAAGACCCAGCUGUCCGGGUCAACCACCCCUCAGAAGUCCGUGGGCAAACCAGCGUCCACCGAGAGCGACUCUGCCCCAGGCAUGUCUUCCCCGGACGGCCGGCACGGAGGAGGCUCGGGGUCAGAAAACGGAGACAGUGAGUCUUUCAUCAACUCGCCGGUGUCAAAGCCUUUGAAGGACGGAGAGGAAACUCCCGGGUCGGUCAGCUCCCUCGGAUCGGACUCCGGUUCCGAGACCGACAAAGACGAGCAGGAACCCUCUCCGUCCUCCGCGGCCUCUCGACACAUGAACGCCAUCGACAUCCUGACCCGGGUGUUCCCCAGCCACAAGCGCAGCGUCCUGGAGCUCGUCCUGCAGGGCUGCGGGAAAGACGUGGUGCAGGCCAUCGAGCAGAUCCUCAACAACAGCGGCGCACAGGCCCCCAACAAGGCCGGGCCGGAGCAGACGUGGACGGCCGAGAGGAUGCUCCAAAGCGCGCAACAGCCUCCUGCUGGAUCCGCAACAGCAGCCACCCCGACGAGGCCGAUGCUCCCCGGAGCCAUGACACUGAGUAACCGCUCCGCGUUUUCUCCGCUUCAGCCGAACGCGCCGCACUUCGGAGCAGACCCCGGCACCUACCCGCUGGGAACCCACCUGGGACUGAACCCGCUGCGGCUGGCCUACUCUGCGCACAGCCGGGGACUGGCUUUCAUGACGCCCUACUCCACCACAGGGCUCAUGCCCACCUUGGGCUUCAGGCCCCCCAUGGACUAUGCUUUUAGCGACCUGAUAAGAGACAGGACAAUGCUGCACAAGGAGCAAGGCUAUGCCAGCGGCCUGUACGGGCCUUUAGUCAACAACACGCCGGACAAACAGUGAGACUGGUGGACAUGAAAAACACAUUUCAUUGUAUUAUAAUAAAUCUGUGAUGUGUUUUGGCUGCACUCUGUGUAUAUUAGAGUUAUCAAACUUGUAGACAAUUGUUAUAAGGCGGAGAAACUAAACUGAAUUAUGUGUAACUUUGAAGCUUAUGUCAAAUGUUAAAUUACAAAAAAUCUGGACAUUUUCCCCGCUUACCAGCCUCAUAAAAUCACAGCGAAUGAGUUCCAUAGUAAAUCAAGCUUGGGAGGAACUCAGACCUUUAACUUCAGGUUUUAUGUAAUAUUAUAAUGAGAUAAAUAUUUAUCCCUGGGUCUGAAUUUUUAUAGCCUGUCUUAUUUCAACGCCGCCUGGUACAACUAAAAAUCGGAUAAUAAAUGAUGCAAAAAUGA
Molecule: messenger RNA, 3212 nt
Organism: Poecilia reticulata (guppy)
Lineage: Eukaryota; Metazoa; Chordata; Actinopteri; Cyprinodontiformes; Poeciliidae
Gene: dmrta2
Product: DMRT-like family A2
Biological process (GO): sex differentiation; germ cell development; regulation of transcription by RNA polymerase II
Cellular component (GO): nucleus
Molecular function (GO): DNA-binding transcription factor activity, RNA polymerase II-specific; RNA polymerase II cis-regulatory region sequence-specific DNA binding; protein binding
Source: RefSeq, a predicted model, not a curated record